Molecule: messenger RNA, 1187 nt
Organism: Humulus lupulus (European hop)
Lineage: Eukaryota; Viridiplantae; Streptophyta; Magnoliopsida; Rosales; Cannabaceae
Product: ankyrin repeat-containing protein ITN1-like
Exons: 2
Coding region: 58-1044 (328 amino acids)
Source: RefSeq, a predicted model, not a curated record
AAGCAAUUAUAUGAAAGAAAGCUUGGGCAUGAUCAAUGCCAGGAACUUCAAUAUUUGAUGUCUAAAGAGAUCAAAAGAAUGAGUGAAAUAGAAAUUAUAGACGCAAGAGUGCGCGAUGCUAUAAAAAAGGCUGCAAGUAAUGGUAUUGUAGAUUUUAUUACUAUAAUAGCCAGAGCAAAUCCAGGACUAAUCUGGACUCAUGAUGUAGCAACGACUGUGUUUAAGAAUGCUAUUACAUGUCGUGAAGCCAAAGUUUUCAGCCUUAUAUAUGGACUUGGAGACAAAGAAGCUCUAGCAAACUUUGUUGAUAAGGAGACUAGAACCACCAUGCUACACAUGGUCGGAGAAGUACCAUCUACACAAGUAAUAAACCUUAUUCCAGGAUCAGCUUUACAAAUGCAGAGAGAAUUACAAUGGUUUAAGGAAGUUGAGUCAUUUGCAGGUCAAGCCAUUGAAAUUGAAAAUCAAUCUCAACAAAAACCAAGAGAUGUGUUUACAGAUAGACACGAGACUAUGAUGAGCAAUGGAGAACGGUGGAUGAAAGAGACAUCACAGUCUUGUACAAUUGUGGGUGCACUUAUCGUUACAAUUAUGUUUACAGCUGCAUUUACAGUUCCAGGAGGAAACAAUCAAGACUCAGGCUAUCCAAUAUUUUCGAAGAAAAUCUUGUUCAAGAUAUUUAUAUUCUCUGAUGCAAUUUCCCUUUUCUCCUCGACAACUUCAGUGCUAACAUUUCUUGGAAUUCUUACCUCUCGCUACACAGAAGAUGACUUUUUAUCAUCCUUACCUACAAAAAUGAUCAUAGGGUUAUGUACCCUUAUUUUGUCUCUUUUAACCAUGAUGAUCGCCUUUUGUGCUGCCCUUUCCAUCAUGUUUCGAGCAAAACUAUGGAUUGUCAUACCAGUUGCUUCCUUUGCUUCUAUUCCGGUUGUAUUGUUCUUAUGGAUACAAUCUCGUCCUUUGCGUCAAAUGAUUAUGUCUACCUUUGGACCAAGUAUCUUUGAUAGGAAGGUCAAGCCUUGGUUGUACGACAUUCUCAAAUGAACAUUAUUAUAUGUUUGGUUUGGUUGGAUUAUGUGUUAAUUAUUUGUUGAGAGUACUGUUGGUCGACUCAGUACUCAUUUGGCUUUUAUGUAAUAAUAAUAUUUACUUUUACCCACUUGUAGUGUGGUAUGGAUUAUGUUAAU